GCAACUUACCUCUUCAUAAUGAUGAAGCUGAUCCUUUCUCUGACUCUCUUAUGGGCACUCUCCAGCACAGCUGGAGCACUUCAGUGUCAAACUUGCACAGAUGAGCAGUGCAACACAGAACCACUAACAUGUUCCUCAGAGACGGCGUGCAUAACAGCUUCUAUUCGAGCCAAAAUCCCUGGAACUCUAGAAGAGCAAAACUUCAAGGCGUGUGCAUCGUCCUCCCUGUGUCCAGCCCCAGGCUUUCAGACAUUUUCAUUCAACUUUGGUUUUGAGAGUGCAGUUGUAUCUGCGAAGUGCUGCAACACUGAUAACUGCAACAUUGAUAUUCUACCUAGUAAGUACAGAUGGAUAAGUAGCUUGUUUAAAGUGACUAUAUUCCCUGAUUCUCAGGCGGAUAACAACCUAGAGUGUUUCACAUGUGACCCUGUCACCUCUCUGUGCACCUCUCCAUUACAAUGUAAAGGAGUGGAGGACUCCUGCUUUCAAGCAACAUUUUGUGUAAUACUGCCAAAACUAACACAACCUCUGCCCCAACAACCGCUGCCCCAACAACCGCUGCCCCAACAACCGCUGCCCCAACAACCUCUGUCCCAACAACCGCUGUCCCAACAACCUUUGUCCCAACAACCGCUGCCCCAACGACGACAACAUCUGGCCCAACAACAAUAA
Messenger RNA from Sander lucioperca (pikeperch), 672 nucleotides. RefSeq names its product phospholipase A2 inhibitor and Ly6/PLAUR domain-containing protein-like. The record is from RefSeq and is a predicted model, not a curated record. Bases 19 to 672 code for a protein of 217 amino acids. The transcript is spliced from 5 exons. NCBI's taxonomy places the organism in Eukaryota, Metazoa, Chordata, Actinopteri, Perciformes, Percidae.